This is a messenger RNA of Scaptodrosophila lebanonensis, 1780 nucleotides long. RefSeq names its product mitochondrial import receptor subunit TOM40 homolog 1-like. The transcript has 3 exons. The record is from RefSeq and is a predicted model, not a curated record. Bases 172 to 1446 code for a protein of 424 amino acids. Gene Ontology annotation, cellular component: mitochondrial outer membrane translocase complex; mitochondrial outer membrane. Gene Ontology annotation, molecular function: transmembrane protein transporter activity. NCBI's taxonomy places the organism in Eukaryota, Metazoa, Arthropoda, Insecta, Diptera, Drosophilidae. Gene Ontology annotation, biological process: protein import into mitochondrial matrix.
UUUUAAAUAAUCUCGCUUUAUUUGCUGUACUUUUUUUUAGAGCAAAGUUAUGUGCCUUUAUGCGGUAAAUUUUCAAAAAGUGUAUUACUUUAAAAUUGUUUGUGCAAUUGAGGGCGUUUUUAUUUUGGAAAAUCUUGUUCGUGAGACCAACAAACCCAGUGGCCAGCAAGCAUGGGGAAUGUGCUCGCCAGCCAACCCUACAGCCAGGAGGACAGGGACAAGCUUUUUCGUCUGUUCGGCAUACGCAUGGCCAACGAGGGCGAUGACAACACCUUACCAACUGGUCGAGGUACUCAAAAGUACUCAAAAGCUUCGGAUCGUCGUAUGGAAAUCAAAUUGGAUCGCUUGAACGAGCAGGCGCGCAUUGAGGAAUAUCCCGAAGGCAAAAAAUCAAUUGAGCCACAAUUGCAAUUGUCGGUGCCAUAUCCCACAGCCAUACCGGCCACCAGUAACAACAACAAUAACAACAACAGUAGCGGUAGUAGCAGUAUCAGUAGCAGUAACAGUGGCAGUAACACAAUUACUGCCAUCAACAUGGGGGAUCAAGCGAUGCAGCAGAAUGAGCCCGACCCUGAGCGACAAAAUCCUGGCUGUGUUGGCGAUAUCCAUCGCAAAUGUCGGGAUGUACAGCCGACGCCCUUUGAGGGUCUCAAGUUUAUUGUAAACAAGACAGUUAACAAUAAUUUCUUCAUUGGGCACACCCUACAGUUGGGCAAACCACAGAACUCUAAGUACUUUUUCAAUGCCACCUAUGCGGGUAAAGGGGCCGCGGCCUUCACCAAGGAAUCAUACCCCAUGCUGACGGGUGAGAUGGAUACGGCUGGUAAUUUGACGGCCACAUUACUGAAUUACCUGACGCCACGUCUGCGCACGAAAUUGCGCGCCGCCAUAAUCGAAUCCAAACUGGUGGAUGCCAAUUUCAGUGUGGAUUAUAUGGGGGAUGACUUCACCUGCUCCUGUGUGGUGAGCAACAUUGAUUUCAAGAGACGCACGGGACUUGCUGUGGCCUCCUAUUUGCAGGAGAUUGUCCCCAAGUUGGCGAUAGGUCUGGAGCUGGUUUAUCAAAGCGAAGAUUGUGUGCCCGGCGGCGAGGUGGCUGCUAUCUCUGGCCUAGCGCGCUACGAAAAUGGCAGCAGACUAUGGUCCGGCAUGAUAAAUGUAAACUCUUUGGAGAUGUGCUAUACACAGAGCUAUGGGGAGAGCCUUAAGGCCAGCGUACAUAUGCAUGCCAACAUAUUGAAGCGGCAGGCAAUCACACGUUUGUGCUAUCAAUGCGACAUACCCAAGGGGCAUUUCACGUUUCGCGGCUCCGUAGACACGCGCGGAGUCAUCAGCGGGGUGUGCGAGAAGCGUUUGGUACCAAUGCCCAUGCUCCUGGUGCUUAGUGGAAAAUUAAAUCACUUAUCCAGUCAUUUUCGUUUUGGAGUCGGUGUGGUGCUGGAUUAGUUGUGAACAGAUUUCUAAAUCAUAACCCCAGUCAUACAACCGAUGUAAAUCCUUGUCUUUAUCUUUACGUCUCUGGAAUUAUCUAACUUGUUGUGAACUGGUAAAAAGUACAUAUAUGUUUGUAAUUGUUAUAUGAGAGUGCCUCAAUGAACUUGAAAUUAGCCGCGAAGCCGUAUAUUGCACACAAAGUAUUUCGAACUCAAAUGGGGGAUUUUUGGCUACAGAGUGACAAUUAUGUGAGCAUGUGAAAAAAACCUUUGCUCUAAUAAUCAAAAUUACUAAUAAAAAUUAUUGUGCCCUUCAUUUGGCGCCCAAACUUUUAAUGUUACAGUAA